Molecule: messenger RNA, 3608 nt
Organism: Panthera uncia (snow leopard)
Lineage: Eukaryota; Metazoa; Chordata; Mammalia; Carnivora; Felidae
Gene: TCIRG1
Product: T cell immune regulator 1, ATPase H+ transporting V0 subunit a3
Exons: 20
Coding region: 1041-3536 (831 amino acids)
Biological process (GO): vacuolar acidification; proton transmembrane transport
Cellular component (GO): vacuolar proton-transporting V-type ATPase complex; plasma membrane; vacuolar proton-transporting V-type ATPase, V0 domain
Molecular function (GO): ATPase binding; proton-transporting ATPase activity, rotational mechanism
Source: RefSeq, a predicted model, not a curated record
CCCGCAGCCCAGUCUGCCACCCUCGCUUCGCCCUGCGCCCGGAAGGGGAUCUUGGAACCCCCACCCAGCUGGAUCAGUGGAUGAGACUCAGUCUGCCGGCCCGCCCGCCGGGUGUCAGGCCUUGGUGGGGGCCACAGUGGCGAGGAGGAGGAGGGGGAAAGAGAAGAGGAAGAGGAAGAUGGGGAGUUAACAGCCACUAACUACUGAGCCCAACUCCGCUGGGCCUGGUGGCGCGCUGGUGGCGCUCAGAGCUUUCUCUGUGGCAUCUUCCUCGGCGGGCGGGACCCAUUCUACAGAUGAGGAAAUUAAGGCCCACCCAACUACAAAGAGGGAGAGCUAGAGGCAAAUAGGGUCACUCCAGCUCCAGAGCCUACCGGUCUGGAAGAGAAGAGGCCUCAGGCCCUCCCCUCCAGUCCAGCUUUCAUCCCUGGGUCAGGGGCUUAGAGGAGACAUCUGGGGGUUCCUGGAGUUGGCCUUGGCCUCAGUCCCUGAGGGACCAGAAGGAGGGGACAUAGAGUGAGGAGAGGGCUGCAGCCUGGACCCUGAAGGCCACAGAACUGAGGAAACUUCAUUUGCUCCAUCAAAGGGACUGGGGUGGCCCCUGGCUUGGGUAGGGGCCAGGGAGGAUGGGGGGAAGGGGUGAGCCAGUGGAGUCCUAAAAUGUGGGGGAGGGGUCUGACCAGCUCCCUACACACCGGGCCCACCCCAGCUUGUCCUUGUCGCCAAGGGAAUUGCCGAGGGUGAGGCCCUGUGAGUGAAGGGUGCAGCGUGGGGCCGCUGGACCCUUGGAUCCCCAGACCUGGUUCCCUACAACCCUCCAGCCUUUCAGGGUGCUCAGGGCAGAGAACACAUAUUUCCUCUGAGCACAUAUUGUGCACUGGGACUUCCAGACCCGCAGCCCCAGGGCCGGGCUCCUGCCUGGCUCGGCCACCUGCUGACCACCUGAUCCCAGACCUCAACUCUCCACGUGCAUUGACCCGUCUGUAAAACAGGCCUACGGGGUCCUCUCCCCCCAGGAUUGCCGUUAGGCUUAGAGGACCAUGGGCUCCAUGUUCCGGAGCGAGGAGGUCGUGCUGGUGCAACUCUUCCUGCCCACCUCUGCUGCCUAUACCUGCGUGAGCCAGCUUGGCGAGCUGGGUCUCGUGGAGUUCAGAGACCUCAAUGCCUCGGUGAGCGCCUUCCAGAGACGCUUCGUGGGGGAUGUUCGACGCUGCGAGGAGUUGGAGAAAACCUUCUUGUUCCUGCAGGAGGAGGUGCGGCGGGCCGGGCACGUGCUGCCCCGGCCGGAGGGGAGGCUGCCCGCGCCCCCGCCCCGGGACCUGCUGCGCAUCCAGGAGGAGACGGACCGCCUGGCACAGGAGCUCCGGGACGUGCGGGGCAACCAGCAAUCCCUGCAGGUCCAGCUGCACCAGCUGUGGCUCCACGCUGCCGUGCUGGGCCAGGGCCACGGCCCGCCGUUGGCAGCCACCCACGCCGACGGGCCCUCGGAAAGGAUCCCCCUGCUCCAGCCCCCCGGGGGCCCACACCAGGACCUGAGAGUCAACUUUGUGGCAGGUGCCGUGGAGCCCUCCAAGGCCGCCGCCCUCGAACGCCUGCUCUGGAGGGCCUGUCGUGGCUUCCUUAUCGCCAGCUUCCGGGAGACAGAACAACAGCUAGAGGACCCCGUGACGGGCGAGCCUUCGACGUGGAUGACCUUCCUCAUCUCCUACUGGGGCGAGCAGAUAGGGCAGAAGAUCCGCAAGAUCACGGACUGCUUCCACUGCCACAUCUUUCCUUACGCGGAGCACGAGGAGGGCCGCCUCGGGGCCCUGCAGCAGGUGCAGCAGCAGAGCCACGAGCUGCAGGAGGUCCUGGGGGAGACGGAACGCUUCCUGAGCCAGGUGCUGGCCCGCGUGCAGCAGCUGCUGCCGCCCUGGCAGGUGCAGAUCCGCAAGAUGAAGGCCGUGUACCUGGCCCUCAACCAGUGCAGCGUGAGCGCCACGCACAAGUGCCUCAUCGCCGAGGGCUGGUGUGCCGCGCGCGACCUGCCCACCCUACAGCAGGCGCUGCAGGACAGCUCGAGCGAGGCAGGGGUGAGUGCCGUGGUUCACCGCAUCCCCUGCCGGGACAUGCCCCCCACGCUCAUCCGCACCAACUGCUUCACGGCCAGCUUCCAAGGCAUCGUGGACGCCUACGGCGUGGGCCGCUACCAGGAGGUCAAUCCCGCACCCUACACCAUCAUCACCUUCCCCUUCCUCUUUGCCGUAAUGUUCGGCGACGUGGGCCACGGGCUGCUCAUGUUCCUCUUCGCCUUGGCCAUGGUGCUCACGGAGAACCGGCCGGCCGUGAAGUCGGCGCAGAACGAGAUCUGGCAGACCUUCUUCAGCGGCCGCUACCUGCUCCUGCUCAUGGGCCUGUUCUCCGUCUACACCGGCUUCAUUUACAACGAGUGCUUCAGCCGCGCCACUGCUAUCUUCUCCUCCGGCUGGAGCGUGGCGGCCAUGGCCACCCAGUCAGACUGGAGUGACGCGUUCCUGGCCCAGCACCCGCUGCUCGCCCUGGACCCCAACGUCAGCGGCGUCUUCCUGGGACCCUACCCCUUCGGCAUCGACCCCAUCUGGAGCCUGGCCGUCAACCACCUGAGCUUCCUCAACUCCUUCAAGAUGAAGAUGUCCGUCAUCCUAGGGGUCACCCACAUGACCUUCGGGGUGGUCCUGGGAGUCUUCAACCACGUGCACUUCGGCCAGUGGCACCGGCUGCUCCUAGAGACCCUGCCGGAGCUGGUCUUCCUGCUGGGGCUGUUCGGCUACCUGGUCUUCCUCGUCGUCUACAAGUGGCUGCAAGAUUACGCCGCCAGGGCUGCCUCGGCCCCCAGCAUCCUCAUCCACUUCAUCAACAUGUUCCUCUUCUCCCGCAGCCCCACCAACCAGCCCCUCUUCCACGGGCAGGAAGCGGUGCAGUCAGCACUGGUGAUCCUGGCCCUGGUCAUGGUGCCCGUCCUGCUGCUCGGCACGCCGCUGUUCCUGCGCUGGCGGCACCGCAGCCGCUCGCAGAGGGGGCCCGCUGGCCGACAGCCGGAUGAGGACAAGUCCGAGAUUCUGGACUCCUCCGAUGCAUCCGUGGCCGGCCGGGGCCCUGAUGAGGAGAAAGCGGGGUGCCCGGAGGACGGAGAGGCGGCCGAGUUUGUCCUGUCCGAGGUGUUGAUGCACCAGGCCAUCCACACCAUCGAGUUCUGCCUGGGCUGCAUCUCCAACACGGCCUCUUACCUGCGCCUCUGGGCCUUGAGCUUGGCCCACGCCCAGCUGUCGGAGGUCCUGUGGGCCAUGGUGAUGCGCUCGGGCCUGGGCCUGGGCCGCAAGUUGGGCGUGGCAGCCGUGGCGCUGGUCCCCGUCUUCGCCGCCUUCGCCGCGCUGACCGUGGCUAUCCUGCUGGUGAUGGAGGGGCUCUCGGCCUUCCUGCACGCGCUGCGGCUGCACUGGGUGGAGUUUCAGAACAAGUUCUACUCAGGCACUGGCUACAAGCUGAGCCCCUUCACCUUCGCUUCAGAGGAGGGCUAGUGUCUGUCUGUGGCCGCACCGCGGUCCCUGCCCUUAGCUCCGGAGACAAGAAAUAAAGAUGUAGGACUGGGA